AUGGCUGUGGCUUUCGUGCUGUGCAACAUGGACAAGGUGAACAUGUCAGUGGCGGUGAUCCCCAUGGCCUCAGAGCUUGGCUGGUCCGCCACGGAACGCGGCCUCGUCUCCUCCUCCUUCUUCUGGGGAUACUCUCUCACGCAGCUACCCGCCGGCUACAUAUCGACAAAGAUAGGCGGCGCUAAAGUGCUCGCAGCCGGCGUCGCGCUCUGGUCCUUCGGCACACUGAUUGCGCCGCCAGCCGCCAAAAUCAGCCUCCUGGCGCUCUGCGCGACGCGUGUGCUAGUGGGCCUGGGCGAGGGCUUCGCGCCAAGUGCGGCGACGGCCGUGUUGGCGAAGCUGGUGCCUUCGACGGAGCGCUCCCGGGCUGUCAGCACUGUUUGGGGCGGCCUGGAUGUGGGCUCCGCUGUGGGGCUGCUGUUGUGCGGCCCGCUCAUAAGGAUGUUCGGCUGGCCGUCGGUGUUUUACUUGUUCGCGGUGCUGGGACUUGUGUGGGCUGCGCUGUGGCCGCUCGUCCAACCCGACAAGAUGGACGAGGACCCGGAGAUGAUUGCGGAGCAGAAGAAGAAGGAGGUGGAGCGAGCCAUGCGCGCCGCCCUGGCCCAGGCUGAGGCGGCGGGGGGCGGCAAGCCGGGCUUCCCCCUGGAGUCGGUGGACGAGGUGCCGCUGUCCGCCACCUACAGCAAGCUGGAGAAGGGGCUGCCCCCGGAUGGCCGGGUGCCCUGGGGCGACUUUAUGAGGUCCCCCCCCGUGUGGGCGGUCACCGUAGCGCACUUCUGUUUCAACUGGGGCUACUACACUCUGCUGGCCUGGCUGCCCUCCUACUUUGAGCUGGCCCUGGGGCUGAAUGUGGAGAAGUCCUCCUUCCUCACCCUCAUACCGUACAUCGCCAUGACGGCCAUGAUGCCCUUGGUGGGGCCUGUGGCUGACGGCUGGGUACGAUCUGGCAUGCCCCUCACCCGAGUACGGAAGAUCUGCCAGGGCAUUGCCUUUGUGGGCCCUGCGGCCUGCAUGCUCGCCUGUGCCGCACUUACCCCCGCCGCUGCCGUCACCGCCAAGGCUGCCGCUACUGGCGGCCCCGUCGCGGGUCCGGUGCUGACGGCGGUGCUGGUGGGGCUUAUGUCGGUUGCGUUUGCGCUGGGCGCCUGGUCGCGUGCCGGGUUGUACUGCAACCACCAGGACUUGUCCCCCAAGUACGCGAGUGCGCUGUUGGGCAUCACCAACACGGCGGGUGCAGUGCCGGGUGUGCUGGGUGUGAGCGCGGCUGGGUACCUGUUGGACACGACGGCGAGCUGGGCUCUGGCGCUGUUUAUCCCGACCGCCAUUUGUCAGCUGUUCGGGGCGGCAGUGUACUCCGUGUUGGCGUCCUCAGAGCGGCAAAGCUGGAGCUGA
This is a messenger RNA of Volvox carteri f. nagariensis, 1392 nucleotides long. RefSeq lists its product as uncharacterized. Gene Ontology annotation, biological process: transmembrane transport. NCBI's taxonomy places the organism in Eukaryota, Viridiplantae, Chlorophyta, Chlorophyceae, Chlamydomonadales, Volvocaceae. Bases 1 to 1392 code for a protein of 463 amino acids. The transcript is spliced from 5 exons. The record is from RefSeq and is a predicted model, not a curated record. Gene Ontology annotation, molecular function: transmembrane transporter activity.